CAUAAACAAAAGGUUUCGUCUGCUCUACGUGUGAGUGUGUUGUUCUCUGUUAUUAUUGUGUUUCUGUCAGGUGUGAGACACAGGCAGGCGAGAACAACACGUGAAGGAUGUGCUGAACCCUCCAGGGAUAUCCAAGAUACCAUUAUCACUCGUGAAAGAAGCGAGAGGAGGAAGCUGCCGCCGCUGCUGCUAGAAAUAUAUCUGAGAGGAAGCAUCACUAAACCAGAGUGACGAAACUUUAACUCGUGCAGUCAGUGGGAGGAGAAAAAAUUUCCAGGUAAACCGCACGUAUCCUGAAGAAGAGUGACAACACCAUAAUUUAUGUACUCAGUGGAAGGGGAAGAAAUUUCUCAGUAAUCUGCACGCAUCCUGAAGACGACGACGAAUAUCUCUUCUAGACGGACAAAAGUUUUCCCAUGUUAAAAAGGCAUCUAGAGGCCGAUUAUUAACCCAAGGGUGGUGGAGUGAGACGGCAUGUUUGACCCCAUUCUGGUGGUGGUCUGUUGUGCUGGUGUUGGGUUGACGCUCUCAUAUUUUACACUUGGAAAUUCGCGGAUGCCUCAACACAAUCAAGAAGAGGAUGAGUCAGAAAAAAGUUGUCUAUGUGCAAAGUCAAGCAGAAGGCGAGUGCUAGUAGUGACAGCUCAUCCUGAUGACGAGGUCAUGUUCUUUGGUCCCACCAUUCUGCACUUCACACAACAGGAAGGAGCACUGGUGUACCUUCUCUGUCUUUCUACUGGCAACUACUAUGGGCAAGGAAGAAUCCGGUGCAAGGAAUUAUGGACAAGUUGCAAUAUACUUGGUGUGUCUAGAGAAAACAUUAUUGUUUAUCGCUGUGAUGACCUGCCAGAUGACCCAGAUAUAAUGUGGCCUACAGUGAAGACAGCCAAUCUCAUCAACCAGUACCUCCAUGCUCUUGACAUUGAUAUGGUGGUGACUUUUGAUAUGGGGGGAGUCAGUGGCCACAUCAACCACUCGGCACUAUUUUCUGCUGUUCAACACUUGGUAGAGGAGGAAUUUUUACCAGAAACAUGUGAGGCAUUCUCUCUUGACUCGGUAAAUAUUCUGCGAAAAUACUCUUCUCUUCUUGAUGUUCCACUCAGCUAUGCACUUUCUUCAUGUGCCUUCACUGUAGACCGUAAAAGACAUUCUAUUUUACAG
This is a messenger RNA of Cherax quadricarinatus, 1161 nucleotides long. It is a transcript of the gene PIG-L, whose product is annotated as phosphatidylinositol glycan anchor biosynthesis class L. NCBI's taxonomy places the organism in Eukaryota, Metazoa, Arthropoda, Malacostraca, Decapoda, Parastacidae. Gene Ontology annotation, biological process: GPI anchor biosynthetic process. Gene Ontology annotation, cellular component: endoplasmic reticulum. The record is from RefSeq and is a predicted model, not a curated record. Gene Ontology annotation, molecular function: N-acetylglucosaminylphosphatidylinositol deacetylase activity.